AUGCAUGUAUCCGACGAACUCAGUGAAAAGUAUGGCUCGAUUUUCACAAUAUACUUAGGUUCAGAACAGGUUGUGGUGCUGUGUGGACAUGAGAUUCUGAAGGAAGCUCUGAUCAGUCUCGGGGAGGAGUUCAGUGGAAGAGGAAGUAUGCCAUUAUUUGAAAAACAUGCCAAAGAAACAGGUAUUGUUUUCAGCAGAGGGGAACGAUGGAAGCAGCUCCGCCGAUUUGCCCUCACUAACAUGAGAAAUUUUGGGAUGGGGAAGAAAAGCAUUGAGGAGCGUAUCCAGGAAGAAAUCCGUUUUGUAGUGGAAGGACUCAGAAACACACAUGGGCAGCCGUUUGACCCCACCCUCUUCCUCACCCUCGCUGUCUCCAACGUCAUCUGCUCCAUCAUCUUUGGGGACCGGUUUGACUAUGAAGAUAAGAAGUUUGUGACUUUAAUAAAUCUUAUAGAGGAAAAUGGCAAGCUCCAGUGCUCUCCCUGGAAGCGGUAUGUUCAGGUGUUUAUUCUAUUCUUCUCCUUUAUACUAGGAGAGGGAUAG
This is a messenger RNA of Dermochelys coriacea (leatherback sea turtle), 543 nucleotides long. RefSeq names its product cytochrome P450 2H2-like. The record is from RefSeq and is a predicted model, not a curated record. Lineage: Eukaryota; Metazoa; Chordata; Testudines; Dermochelyidae. Bases 1 to 543 code for a protein of 180 amino acids. Gene Ontology annotation, molecular function: heme binding; oxidoreductase activity, acting on paired donors, with incorporation or reduction of molecular oxygen, reduced flavin or flavoprotein as one donor, and incorporation of one atom of oxygen; iron ion binding. Gene Ontology annotation, biological process: xenobiotic metabolic process. The transcript is spliced from 4 exons. Gene Ontology annotation, cellular component: cytoplasm; intracellular membrane-bounded organelle.